CGUUUCAUCACCUUCAAAGCGUAUACUUCAUUGUUCCUUAGUUCUCCACUGGAUCAUAAGCGUUUUCUUCUGUUACUUCAGAGGAAUCUUCUCUGGAAGAUCAAACGGUGUCAAUUUCACGCAACUCCAAUAGCGUAUCGAAAGAAGAACAGGAAGGGUAAAGGAGAUGACGGGCCAAAAAUAAUAAAACCGAUCUACGAGAAAUCACCUAAACCAAUUCUGGAGCCCUCGUGUAAGAACGCUAUAGUGAUCGGUGGGUCUGAAGGUUUUGGUUUUGCAGCGGCUGAUCAUCUCUUGUGCAAAGGAGCGCGCAUCGUCGUAGUAGCUGACGAUGAUCCUAUUGAAGGAAAAGUCGCAGUAAAAAAGCUAUGCGAUUCUUACGGAAAAAAUCGCGCUCUGUUUGUUCAUUAUGACAUUAAAAGUGAUUGUCACAUUCAAGCUGGUUUGACAAACUCUCUCUGCAAGCUUGGAGUGAUUCACAUUCUUUUCAACAACCUCGAUAAAGAACGACUACCAUUAAAGUGUCCAACGUCGACUUUGAAACAAAACAUUACGACUGAAACGAUUCAAAUAGGAUUGGAGCUUUUAGGAAAGGAUCAAGGUGGCUCUAAAGGGAUAAUAAUAAAUUGCGCGAGUAUUUUUGGUUUCAUGGGAUGGCCUCAAGAUCCAUUUCCGGUUUAUUGCAAGAAAGAACCAGUUAUAGAAGUGACGAGAGAUUUCGCGAAAAAUUAUAAGGGGCAAGAAAAGGAUGUUCGUGUUGUGGCCCUUUGUCCAACGACCAAAUGUUUCUCCAAUAUUGGAUUACCAGAUUUCCCAGAACCUAUCCCAAAUAAAACAAUGAACGAAAUGCCAAUUUGUAUACCGCAUUCCAAGUAUCACAUAGGAACUGCUUUGAGCUACAUACUAGCGUGGGCAAAGAACGGGAGUGCAUGGCUUGUAGAACCAGCGAUCAGUGUCCAUCAAAUUCCUCGAUUAAUUCACUUCCCGGAGAAAGAAGGUGAACGAGUCGACUCUAAAGUCUAUGAGGCACAACCUUGUCCAGUGAAAUUAGAAGUACCAUGCGUCAAACCUGGGGUGUGUGUACCCGGAGAAAAACAAAUGUGUGCAAAAAAGAAGUGGAAAGAUGGUGAUAAAAAAUGACCUCUUCCAACGACCUUCGCGUACGCAGUUGUGCACGGGGCUUUAAGCUUGCACAACCCUCGCUACGCGUACUAUAGACGGAAGAUAAGAGUUAGAUUUCAUUUGGAUUUGACCAAUCAAUACCGACCUAUGCGCUGCCACAGACGCACAACUACGAGGGUUGUCCAAAAAGUACUACCCGUUUACAUCCAGAAGCCAUGUAAAACGAUGAAAUGCACUUACCAAAGGUCAUCCAGCUUCAUUCGUGUAUUGGCAUGAGUCAUAUAAAAUUUUCUGUUUAAAUAUUGAAUAUCGUCGUUCAUAUUUGUAUC
Bombus pascuorum is the source of this 1451-nucleotide messenger RNA. Its product is annotated as 3-hydroxyacyl-CoA dehydrogenase type-2-like. The record is from RefSeq and is a predicted model, not a curated record. The transcript has 9 exons. Lineage: Eukaryota; Metazoa; Arthropoda; Insecta; Hymenoptera; Apidae. The annotation marks the transcript as partial. Gene Ontology annotation, molecular function: oxidoreductase activity, acting on the CH-OH group of donors, NAD or NADP as acceptor. Gene Ontology annotation, cellular component: cytoplasm.